AUGGCCAGUUGGGAGGUUGGCACCCGGGCCUGGUUCCCCAACCAGGCCGAGGGCUUUGUUCCUGGUGAACUGUCCGAGAAGAAGUCCUUGGGAGACGGGAAGAUAGCCCUUGUCUUCAGCCUCUCCGAUGACUCCAAGCAGACGGUCGAAACGACCGAGGAGGCCCUGUCCGAUACCACACAUGCCUCCCUACCUCCCCUUAUGAACCCUCCUAUGUUCGAAGCUGCCGAAGACUUGACGAACCUGUCGCAUUUGAACGAGCCGGCCAUCCUGCAGGCCAUCAAACUGCGGUAUGCGCAGAAAGAAAUAUACACAUACAGUGGCAUCGUGUUGAUAGCCACGAAUCCCUUUGCACGUGUCGACUCCCUCUACGUUCCGCAGAUGGUCCAAGUCUAUGCUGGCAAGCAGAGAGCGUCGCAGGCGCCUCAUCUGUUCGCCAUCGCAGAAGAGGCCUACACCGACAUGUUACGGGACAAUCGAAACCAGACCGUCGUGGUAUCUGGCGAGUCUGGUGCGGGUAAAACGGUCAGCGCAAAAUACAUUAUGCGGUACUUCGCAACCCGCGGGCCCCCUGGACAAGUCACCAAGGGCACAAAGUCACGGGCGGAUGCCAUCAGCGAGACUGAGGAACAAAUCCUUGCCACGAAUCCUGUGAUGGAAGCUUUCGGUAACGCAAAGACCACGAGGAACGACAACUCUUCAAGAUUCGGCAAGUACAUUGAGAUCAUGUUCGACAGGAACACCGACAUCAUUGGUGCCAGGAUCCGAACGUAUCUUCUGGAACGGUCACGUCUCGUCUUCCAACCACUCAAGGAAAGAAAUUACCACAUAUUCUACCAGUUAGUCGCUGGAGCCACUGCCGAAGAGAAGCAGGAGCUUGGUCUCGUUUCUGUAGAAGAGUUCGACUAUCUGAAUCAAGGCAAUGAGCCUUUGAUUGAUGGUGUCGAUGACGCGGCUGAAUUUGCAGCCACGAGAAAGUCAUUGUCUACCAUCAACGUCUCCGAAGCCACUCAACAAGAAAUUUUCCGUAUUCUUGCUGCCCUCCUGCAUAUUGGUAACAUUAACAUCACAGCGACACGAUCGGACUCUUCACUCUCCUCCUCAGAACCGGCAUUGGUACAAGCAUGCAGCAUUCUCGGCAUUGAUGCUGGUGAUUUCGCCAAGUGGAUCGUGAAAAAACAGCUGAUAACCAGAGGAGAAAAGAUCACGUCGAAUCUCACUCAACAGCAAGCCACCGUGGUCCGAGAUUCAGUUGCCAAGUUCAUCUACUCGAGCCUGUUUGAUUGGCUGGUAGACACCAUUAACCAUGGGCUGGCAACGGACGAGGUUUUGCAGCGAGUUAGCACUUUCAUUGGUGUGCUCGAUAUCUACGGGUUUGAGCAUUUCGCCAAAAAUUCGUUCGAACAGUUUUGCAUCAAUUACGCCAAUGAGAAGUUACAACAAGAAUUUAAUCAGCACGUUUUCAAGCUCGAGCAGGAAGAGUAUAUGCGGGAACAGAUUGACUGGACCUUUAUCGACUUCUCGGAUAACCAGCCCUGCAUCGACCUCAUCGAAGGCAAACUUGGUAUUUUGUCGCUUUUGGACGAAGAAUCGAGGCUCCCCAUGGGCUCUGACACGCAGUUUGUCGACAAAUUGCACCAUCACUAUGCCGCAGACAAGCACAAGUUUUAUAAGAAGCCUCGAUUUGGCAAGUCUUCUUUUACCGUCUGCCAUUAUGCCCUUGAUGUCACGUAUGAAUCUGACGGCUUCAUCGAGAAGAAUCGAGAUACUGUUCCGGACGAACAGAUGGAAGUGCUUAAGAAGUCCUCAAACACAUUCUUGGUUGAAGUCUUGGACGUCGCCGCCGCUGUGCGAGACAAAGAGGGUGCUCAAACAAGUUCCAAAACUGUUGCGACUGGAGGUGGACGCCGGAUGGGCGUCGCUGUUAACCGCAAGCCCACGCUUGGAGGAAUAUUCAAGAGCUCACUCAUUGAGCUCAUGCAGACCAUCAAUUCGACCGACGCACACUACAUUCGUUGUAUCAAGCCCAACGAAGCCAAGGAAUCUUGGAAGUUUGAGGGUCCAAUGGUGUUGUCGCAGCUCCGAGCUUGCGGCGUGUUGGAAACCGUUCGCAUCAGUACUGCCGGUUAUCCUACCAGAUGGACGUACGAAGAGUUCGCCCUGCGCUAUUACAUGCUUUGUCGGUCUUCAGAAUGGACCACCGAGAUCCGCCAGAUGGCGCAGAAUAUUUUGGUAAAAGCUCUGGGAGCCAAAGCCCACGAAAGAGGGGAGAAAUAUCAGCUUGGCCUCACCAAGAUCUUCUUCCGUGCAGGCAUGUUGGCGUUCUUGGAAAACCUCCGUUCAGCUCGACUUAAGGAAUGCGCCAUCAUGAUUCAGAAGAAUUUGCGCGCAAAGUAUUACCGUCGCAAGUACCUCGAUGCACGACAGUCGAUUCUUGACUUUCAGGCCGCGACCAGAGCCUUCCUCGCCAGACGCAGAGCGGAAGAAACGAGGCAGACUAAGGCAGCCACUGAUCUUCAACGUAUCUGGCGUGGUCACAAAGCUCGUAAGAAUUUCAAUCAAGUGAGAAGUGACCUGGUCUUGUUCGAGUCGGUAGCAAAAGGUUUCCUCUGUAGAAGGAAUAUUCUUGAGAAGCGCAUUGGUGAUGCUGCAAUCAAGAUCCAAAGAGCAUUCCGCUCGUGGCGUUCACUACGCGCCUGGAGACAAUAUCGCAGAAACGUUGUUAUCGUACAGAAUCUGUGGCGUGGCAAGACUGCCCGACGCGACUACAAGAAGAUGCGCGAAGAGGCUCGGGAUCUCAAACAAAUCUCCUACAAGCUCGAGAACAAGGUUGUUGAACUUACUCAGUCCCUUGGCGCAGUCAAGCGAGAAAACAAAUCGCUUGUCUCACAGUUGGAGAACUACGAGGGUCAAUUAAAGUCCUGGAGAUCACGACACAACGCGCUGGAAACUCGAUCACGAGAACUGCAAACGGAAGCUAACCAAGCCGGCAUCAUUGCUGCGAAGUUGAGCGCCCUGGAAGAAGAGCAUGCGAAACUGCAAGCCAGCCAUGAUGAACAGAUGGGUAACGCGAAGAGAUUACAAGACGAAGACCGCAAACUUCGGGAAUCACUGCAAUCUUCUAACGCUGAGCUGGAGAAACUACGUCAAGCCGUCUCGACGCACGAAAGUGAGAGAGGUACUCUGCGCCAGCAAAUCAACGAACUUCAAGAUCAGCUUGAGAUGGCAAGAAGAGCUCCACCGCCAGUCGCCACGAAUGGCGUCAAUGGUGACUACGCGAAUGGAGUCCAACCUGCGAAUGGCCUCAUCAACCUCGUUUCUUCCAAGAAGCCUUUGAAGAGACGAAGUGCUGGAGCCGCUGAACGUGUCGAGGCUGAUCGCUACAGUGCUGCCUUCAGCGCUCGUCCCGUCUCUAUGGCCCUAGACACUCACGCAAAGACGUUGUCUGGUUCCACAUUCCAUCCCGGUCUCGACAGUGUUGAGAUGGAACUGGAGAACCUCCUUGCUCAGGAAGACGAACUUAAUGAUGAAGUCACCAUGGGUCUCAUCCGUGGCAUCAAGAUCCCUCAACCAGGAGCCAAUCCUCCUCCCACAGACAAGGAGGUGCUGUUCCCAUCUUACCUGAUCAAUUUGGUUACGUCUGAGAUGUGGAAUAAUGGAUUCGUCAAAGAAUCUGAGCGCUUCCUUGCGAAUGUCAUGCAGUCUAUUCAGCAGGAGGUGAUGCAGCACGACGGCGAUGAGGCCAUCAACCCGGGCGCGUUCUGGUUGUCCAAUGUUCAUGAAAUGCUUUCGUUUGUCUUCCUGGCUGAAGAUUGGUACGAAGCCCAGAAGACGGACAACUAUGAAUACGAUCGUUUGCUUGAGAUUGUCAAGCAUGACUUGGAAAGUUUGGAGUUCAACAUCUAUCAUACGUGGAUGAAGGUGUUGAAGAAGAAGUUACACAAGAUGAUCGUACCUGCAAUCAUCGAAUCCCAAUCCCUUCCCGGCUUUGUCACGAAUGAGAGCAAUCGAUUCCUCGGCAAGCUGCUCCCCUCCAACAACACCCCGGCAUACAGCAUGGACAACUUGUUGAGCUUGUUGAACAACGUCUUCAAAGCCAUGAAGGCAUACUACCUUGAAGAUUCCAUUAUCGCACAAACGGUCACCGAGCUUCUUAGACUGGUCGGAGUCACUGCGUUUAACGACCUCUUGAUGCGUCGCAAUUUCUUGUCGUGGAAGCGUGGUCUACAAAUCAACUACAACAUCACCCGGAUCGAAGAAUGGUGCAAGAGCCACGACAUGCCCGAGGGGACCUUGCAACUCGAACAUCUUAUGCAGGCGACCAAACUUCUGCAGUUGAAGAAGGCCACCUUGAACGACAUUGAAAUCAUCCAAGACAUUUGCUGGAUGCUUUCUCCGAACCAGAUCCAGAAACUCCUCAAUCAAUAUCUUGUGGCGGACUACGAACAGCCCAUCAACGGCGAAAUCAUGAAGGCGGUGGCAUCGAGGGUGACCGAGAAGAGCGACGUUCUCCUUCUGGCUCCCGUCGACAUGGAAGACAGUGGGCCAUACGAGAUUGCCGAACCCAGAGUCAUCACGGCGUUGGAGACGUAUACUCCUUCAUGGCUACAAACACCUCGACUCAAACGCCUCGCUGAAAUCGUGUCGGCUCAAGCCAUGGCCCAACAAGAAGGGGCCGCGGUACCUGAUGGGGCCAUUAGUGAUGGUGAAGCUGCUUGA
Messenger RNA from Exophiala spinifera, 4719 nucleotides. RefSeq lists its product as uncharacterized. Gene Ontology annotation, biological process: vesicle transport along actin filament; actin filament organization. The transcript has 2 exons. Gene Ontology annotation, molecular function: actin filament binding; ATP binding; microfilament motor activity. The record is from RefSeq and is a predicted model, not a curated record. NCBI's taxonomy places the organism in Eukaryota, Fungi, Ascomycota, Eurotiomycetes, Chaetothyriales, Herpotrichiellaceae. Bases 1 to 4719 code for a protein of 1572 amino acids. Gene Ontology annotation, cellular component: cytoplasm; vesicle; myosin complex.